AUGCGAUGCACGCAUUUCGUCGUAUAUACUCCAACUGAUAAGACAAAUCCGCAACAGAACGAAAUAUCUCUGCAAGGAAAAGUCAUGAAGAGUACACCGUUCACUCCAAUGAGACAUGCGCAAGGACAAUUCCCUGGACUGUCGUCAGAGAUACUCGUAUUCGGCAUAAUUCUCUGUCGAUUAGAUGUUUCAGCUGGUGACAGACGACGCGCACAAUAUGGCAUCCGUAUCGAAAAUUAA
This is a messenger RNA of Adineta ricciae, 240 nucleotides long. The record is from the annotation of a GenBank genome assembly. Lineage: Eukaryota; Metazoa; Rotifera; Eurotatoria; Adinetida; Adinetidae.